AUCUCCCAGCUCUACACGACCUUUUUUUGCAAAGUUAUAGAAUUUACAAGAAAAGCCCUGAAUAUUCAUUGUCAGCUCAAAGCUACAAAAAUAAGAAGAAAUUAAUUUAGGGCUUUUCUUAUAAAUUCUAUAACUUUGCAGAGAAAGGUCGUGUAGAGCUGGGAGGUCUCUCAUUUUAACCAGAAAUUUGCGUGCUACAAUCAUGUCUCAUUAAGAAAGGUUUUGGUUACUUUUUAGAGUUUUUGAAAAACUGGUUUUCCAGAAAACAGCUCUAUGUAGGGCCCUGGGCAAUUAUCAGUAUGAUAUUCGGAUUCAGUAUAGUUGAUGACCUGUAGCCCACUAGGUUUGGCUGAAAAAGCGAGGUGACUGUUCGCGAGGUCCUCUCGUAAGAACUAAUAUAGAAUUUGUGUAUAUUUUCACGCAGAGCUGCGUUUAAUAUUUUGUACUGUAAAUAGAGAUAUAACAAAACUUCCUAAACAAGUAUGUAUGCGGCUGCUAUUUUUGUUGUUAAAUUUAUGUAAGCUUUUAUUCCUUGAUUCGGUUGAGCAAUCUAAGAAACAUGCAGCACAAUUUAUGCUUGUGAGCUAUAAUCUACUUUUUCUCAUUUAAUAAAUGCUAUAUAUCAAUGAACAUAGGUUUUGUUUCAGCAGUAAAAAAGCCUCAACAACAAUAUCCGAAUCAUAUACUUCAUCCCGAAGUAAUUCCAUCGUUUAAAGACGUUCCACUUGAAUUAAUCAGACGGCGAAAUGUUCGAGCAACAGAUCUCGAAAGUCCAUUUGAUAGUGAAAUGCCACUCGAAAUUGCCAGUUCAUUGCAAGAAGAAGUGGAAAGAGCUGUACAAAGCAGAGCUGCUCAAGAUUUCAUGACAUCUACACAAGGUUUAGAAACUAAUUUUACAAAUGUUCUUGAUAGUCGAGUUGGAACGCCCGAAUAUUCUUUAAAACCAAAUCCACGAAUUGAACAUCAACAACACCCACAAAAAACAAUAUUGGAAUCACGUGAAGCCUUUCAACGUAUUAAGAUAGCUGGAGAUUUUCAUGAUAUGUCUCAUAUCGAAGAUUUAGGGGAUUCUGUUGGCCCGUUACUUCGUGCACUUGUAAUACGUGAAAAAUAUAUGAUAUUUAGUAUACAAUCGUUUCCGGCAACUGUUGCUAAAUUUUUAACAAAAACACUGGAAAAUGAAGAUAAAUCACGACGUGCAUCCACCGCUGUUGCUAAAUUGAAUACCGAUCAUCCCUAUCAUCCACCAAAUAUUAAACGAGAAGAUGCAUUUAAUAUUCCAAUAUUGGAGCCGAUCGAUGUUUAUGUUAAACCAGAAUUGGGAAUUUAUCGUGCCUAUGUCCUUGAUGAUCAAAAACAAUGGGUCGAUGCUGAUUAUCCUGCUAUUGAUCGUGAACAGUUUAUUGAAGACUAUACCCUUCUAUCAGCAAUCAUCAUGGAUGGACCACUAAAAUCAUUUUGUUAUCGUCGUCUACAAUAUUUAAAAGCAAAAUAUGAAUUACAUGGACUACUAAAUGAAGUUAAAGAAUGGGCUGCCAUCAAAUCGACACCACAUCGUGAUUUUUAUAAUGUCCGAAAAGUUGAUACUCAUGUUCAUGCUGCAUCAUCAAUGAAUCAAAAACAUUUACUGCGUUUUAUGAAGAAAAAAAUGAAAAAAUCACCAGAUAUGCCUGUGUAUAAAACAAAAGACGGACGAAUAAUGACUCUCAAGCAAGUAUUUGAUGAAUUACAUAUAACAGCUUAUGAUUUGAGUGUCGAUAUGCUUGGUGUACAUGCGGAUCGUAAUACGUUUCAACGGUUUGAUCGAUUCAAUGCUAAAUAUAAUCCACUUGGACAAAGUACACUUCGAGAUAUUUUUAUUAAAACGGAUAAUUAUAUAAAUGGUGUAUUUUUUGCUGAUUUAUUAAAGGAAGUCAUAUCUGAUUUGGAAGAUAGUAAAUAUCAACAUGCAGAACUACGUUUAUCCAUUUAUGGUAAAAGUAUGGAUGAAUGGGAUAAAUUAGCUAAAUGGGUUAUUAAAAAUACAAUGUAUUCAGCUAAUGUUGGUUGGAUGGUACAAAUUCCACGUUUAUAUGAUGUAUAUCAUGCAAAUGGUAUAACAAAAAAUUUUCAAGAAUUUUUAACAAAUCUAUUUGAACCACUGUUUGCCGCGACUAUUAAUCCGGCAGCUCAUCCAGAUUUGUUUAAAUUUAUGCAUCAUUUAACCGGAUUAGAUUCAGUUGAUGAUGAAACAAAACCGGAACGUCCUAUUCUCACGUCAGAUAUGCCUUAUCCGGCUGAUUGGUCACAGAACGAUAAUCCAUCACGUGGAUUAAAUACAUUUCAAUUUCGACCACAUUGUGGUGAGGCUGGUGCAGUAACACAUCUUGUUGCCGCUUAUAUGUGUGCAGAAAAUAUUUCACAUGGAUUACUUCUUCGAAAAUCACCGGUGUUGCAAUAUUUAUUUUAUCUAUGUCAGAUUGGUAUUGCAAUGUCGCCAUUAAGUAAUAAUUCAUUAUUUAUCAAUUAUAAUCGCAAUCCAAUGUUAGAAUACUUUGAACGCGGUUUAUGUGUUUCACUCUCAACUGAUGAUCCAAUGCAAUUUCAUUUCACUAAAGAACCAUUGAUGGAAGAAUAUAGUAUUGCUGCACAAGUAUGGAAAUUAUCAUCGGUUGAUAUGUGUGAAUUGGCCAGAAAUUCGGUUUUGAUGAGUGGUUUUUCGAAUGAAGUAAAACAGUAUUGGUUGGGAUUGCGUUAUAUGGAUCCCGGUGUUGCAGGUAAUGAUAUUCGACGAACGAAUGUACCAAAUAUUCGUAUUGCCUAUCGUUACGAGGCAUUAUGCGAAGAACUACGUUUACUUGGAAUAGCGUAUAAAGAUCGACAAGAGGAGCUACUCAAAAACGUAGAUUGUGGCCAUACACAAUCAUCGCAAAGUCCUUCAGAUCGUCGUAAGUUGGAAGAAUGUCUUUUGAUUUUCUGUCAUCCGUGA
Messenger RNA from Didymodactylos carnosus, 2968 nucleotides. The record is from the annotation of a GenBank genome assembly. Lineage: Eukaryota; Metazoa; Rotifera; Eurotatoria; Philodinida; Philodinidae.